This is a messenger RNA of Podospora bellae-mahoneyi, 2450 nucleotides long. RefSeq names its product Actin-related protein 4 (gene ARP4). Gene Ontology annotation, molecular function: chromatin binding. The transcript is spliced from 2 exons. The record is from RefSeq and is a predicted model, not a curated record. The coding region runs from base 527 to 1948 and encodes 473 amino acids. Gene Ontology annotation, biological process: regulation of transcription by RNA polymerase II; chromatin remodeling. Gene Ontology annotation, cellular component: NuA4 histone acetyltransferase complex; SWI/SNF complex. NCBI's taxonomy places the organism in Eukaryota, Fungi, Ascomycota, Sordariomycetes, Sordariales, Podosporaceae.
CUUCCCCAGCUUCGCUUUCAGGUGGGGCUUCGAAGGUCGGUGCCGAAAACCUGGGCUGGUCUUUUUGGUUUGGAGUCUGUGCUUUUGACGGGCAGUCUUGGUCGGAGGAGGUACGUUGUAGAAAAGAAGGAAAAGCUAGGUGUCCUGGCAGUUAAAAAUUUCUGUGGUGGCUUCUCCGUCUGAAGAAUCAAUGAGCUGGUGUGGGCAGGCAACUGCAAUGGAAGUUCAUCAAGGUACAACAGCUCACUGAGGCAGACUUUCAGUGGUUGCACUUGCCAAGGCUGCCUUCCAUGCCCCACUGUUUUCUCUUAGGAGCAGGAACGCGCCGUCUUGCAGCUCUGCGCCCACCCCUCGUACUUCGAGAAGCUCAAUCAUUCUUCACGCGACUGGUUCCAUCUCUGUCGCCUGCAACUUGCUCCCAACAAAGUUAAAAUCUCAUCUUUCACACACCAUCACUGAUUCCACACAGAUUCAAUUGAUAGCUACAGAGCCCAUCAUCAUAUUAUACGACAUCACAACCUACAACAUGGCACAACAACCGCUCCCCUCGUCGGUACAACCGACGGACGUCUAUGGCGGAGACGAAGUCUCUGCCAUCGUCCUUGACCCAGGCUACAUCAACACCCGUGCCGGCUUUGCGGGCGAAGAAAUGCCUAAGCAGGUUCUCCCCUCGUUCUACGGCCAUAUCACCUCCUCCAAUCGCGAUGUCUUCGGCGACCAGGCAAUGUAUCCCCGUGCUGACUUCGAAAUCCGCAAUUACAUGAACCGCGAUAGCGUCGUGGAGGACUGGGAUGCCGCCACCAAGAUCUGGGAGCAUGCCCUUGUCAACCGCCUGGGCAUCCCCCGCCCAACCCCGCCCAGCAAAAACGGCCUGAACAACAAGCCCAAACCAGCAGCUGAGGGCGAAGAUGUGGAAAUGGCCGACGAGGCUGAUUUAGACGAGACGGAAAACUACGAAAAGCCCAUGGCGGAGAAUCCGCUGUUGAUGACAGAGGCGGCAUGGAACUCACCAAAGCAGAGGGAAAAGGCCAUUGAGAUUUGCAUGGAGAAUUGGGCGUGUCCUGCGUUUUGGCUGAGCAAGACCCCGGUGCUGGCUGCCUUUGCAGCGGGGAAGGCGACAGCCUUGGUGUUGGACGUGGGAGGGUCUAACACCAGUGUCACGGCGAUUUUUGACGGCAUGGUGCUGAAGCGGAGCGUCCAGCGGUCGCCUGUUGGCGGUGUAUGGCUCAGCAGCCAGAUCAGGUCACUCUUUGAGGCCAGCGAGCCCAAGGUGGAGGUUGUGCCUACUUUUAUGGUGGAAAACAAGAAGCCGGUGGAGGCUGGGCAACCUGCUGACGCCAGGCUGAAGACUUUUGAUUUCCAGAUUUCACCCUCCUUCAGGGCCUAUGAGGAGGAGAGAGUCUUGAAAGAGUUCAAGGAGUCUGUGGUAGAGGUUUGGAGGGGCCCUGGGAGAUACCUCGCGCCAGGAAACGAGGACUACGCCAAGAACCUGCCUGGCCGUGUGUUUGAGAUGCCAGAUGGCAGCAAUCAGAUGUGGCGCGAGCAACGCUUCAAGGUUGCCGAGGGCAUGUGGGACGACAACGCUGCCUUCCCCAGCGCCACCGAGGAAGGAAAGAUCACCAAGGCCCAGACUGUGCCCGGCUUGAUCAAGGCAGCACUCGACUCCAUCGACGUCGACGUUCGACCUGCCCUUUUGGCCAACGUUGUCGUUACCGGGAGCACAAGCUUGUUGCCAGGGUUCACCGACCGCCUGAACCACGAACUUACAGCCAUGUUCCCCAGCGUCAAGGUCAAGCUUCACGCCGCCGGCCUCAGCAGCGAGAGGCGGUUCGGGGCCUGGAUAGGUGGCAGCAUCCUCGGGAGUCUGGGCACAUUCCACCAGAUGUGGAUCUCACGAAAGGAAUACGAGGAGAACGGGCCUGGGAUCGUGGAGAAGCGCUGCAAGUAGGGUGGUCGGCCAACCCGACUUUGAUGGAGAGGAAGGUGAAGAUGUCAAAAAAAAGCUCGCAACGGUGUAUGCUUGAAGGUAAGCGAAACCCUGGAGAGGAGGAGGAAAAGAAGACGAAGGAGGUCGAGGAGGAGGAGAAAAGGAAGUGGAAAAAGUCAAGGAGGAGAAGAGGCAAGCAGGGAGGAGGGGAAGGGGAAGAGGAAGAAAGUAGCUGAGGAGGAGGAAAAGACGUAGAGGGAUGAAGCACCUCCAAGGGGGGUUGGCGUAAGGGCGUAGGGGUAGGGGUAGGGCAUGCGUUGGCGUUAUGUGAAAUUUGAGUGAGCCAAGUGAAAAAAGGGGGGGUGGAUUAUUCCGGGGGCACCUCUCUUUGAUCGAACGAGGAGUCAGCGUAGGGGAAAAGACCGUGGUCACUAAAAAGGUCCAGCGCUGGUUUUGACUGUUUCAUUUCAGGUGCUCAACGAGCCUUGUUCUGGGUUUUUAGUUCUUAGAAAAUAAUACGGCA